Saprolegnia parasitica CBS 223.65 is the source of this 2133-nucleotide messenger RNA. RefSeq lists its product as hypothetical. The coding region runs from base 1 to 2133 and encodes 710 amino acids. The transcript is spliced from 9 exons. NCBI's taxonomy places the organism in Eukaryota, Oomycota, Saprolegniomycetes, Saprolegniales, Saprolegniaceae. The record is from RefSeq and is a predicted model, not a curated record.
AUGCCUCCGGCCGACGCCGCCGAGUUCGAGGCGACCAUCGAGAGCGCCGAAAACAAUGGCGGCACCGACGAGUCCGUAGCCGAAGACGCGAAUGAUCGGACGGACGAGAACCAGGAAAGCAGUGGCAUCAAGGCCUAUAAGCUGGUCGUGGACCCGGCGUGGGACGGUGCAGCCUUCACCUCGAUGAUGCAAACCGACUUGCUCACGUACUCGCUCUCCCUCUCCGUCGCGCCCCUCGCCAAGGCCAUUGAGGCCAUGGGCACGUCGCUCCAGAAGCACGAUGACACGCUUCUGCAGCUCUUACAGUACUGCCGCCACCUCGAGACAGAAAACCAAAACUUGGCGCAGUCUGCGCAAGCGUCCAAGGACGAGCUCCUGAGUCACGUUGGUACCGCGACCCAAGGCGUGCGCGACGAGCUUCUCGGGCUCAUGCAACCGUUGGCUGCCAAGACCGAGACGUUGACCGACGACUUGGCGGCAGCGACCGCUACGAUCGCCGAUCUCGCAACGCAAAUGCACAUCAAAGCCACGGAGGUCACGCCGUCGCUGCCCCCGGUGGACCCGGCCAUGCCGCAGCUCGAGCGCAUGAAGAUGAUCGAAGACCGUCUUCGGGAAUGCGUAACGAUGCACGGUCUCGAUCAGCUCCGCGACGAAAUGAGCGCCAUGUUGCCGUCGACAAGCGGGCUCGCUUCAACGAAUGAGCUCUCGGCGCUCAAGAACGAGAUGGAGGCGUCGCUCGAGAAGCAAGCGAAGACGCUCCAGGACCAGCUCGCGGCGCUGCAGACGAGCAUCGAGGACGUUGGGAAGGCGGCGAAAGCACAUGCGCCGACACCGCACCUGCACGAGCUCAAGCGCGCGCAGAGCUACAACACGGCGCUCAAACCUAGUACGCUCGGUAGUGUGACGCCACCUGCUUUGGCCGCGCCACCACCACCCGUGGACCUCACCGAGGUGCACCGGCGGCUCAACCAAGAGGAAGAACUGCUGGAGGCGCUCCGACAGCAGUACGAAGCUUUGCAAGAAGCCCUUCAGGGCCACGCCAGCGACGUGGCCGAGCUAAAGCUGCAGGUCGCGAUAACACCGUCGGCCGAGCUAUAUGCGCCUCGCACGAAUUCGCCGGGCAUGGCCGGAGCGACUGGAACAAGCGACAACGAAAUACCGCUGGACCGAAAUGCUCUCGACGCGCUCGGGCGCGACAUGACGGACGCGCGCACCAAGCUCGAGCAAUUCGCGCUGCAGCUGCGGCGUCUUGAUCCGCUCGAGAAGCAAGUUCGGGACCUCGAGGCAGCGCAAGUGAUGCUGCAGAGUGACUCGGACGCACAAAAAGCGGUAUCCCACGCCCUCCAAACGGAGCUUCGCAAGUUUGCCAACGACUUUCGCGCGUUCCAAGACGACCAAGGCUUGAUGCAAAGCUUCUCGACCGUGACGUCGUCGGGCGACGGCAGCGCAGACUUUAGCCAAGUGCUGGGUCGACUGGCCGAGAUGCGCGCCGCGCAGGACGCUGCCAUGGACGAGCUCCGCAGUCGCAUGGACACGAUGUCGGACGACAACAGCGUGACGCAGCAGUGGGUCCACCGGCUCCAGAACGACGCCAAGUUCCUCUCGGAGGCGAGCGAGAAGCACAGCGCGCACAUCGCCGACUGGGUCGAGCGCGACGACGACGAUCGGCAAAUGGCCCUCCGGCACAUUGAGAUGGCGCUGCUCAAGGAGAAGGAAGGGCUUCAGCGCGCGCUCCAAGCGCAAGAGCGGCUCGGGAUCGGAUUUGUCGACUUGCACCAGCACGCACUCGCGUUGCGCAAGGACCUCGAGCGUCUGAGCGCGGCCGAGGUGCUCUCUGUCAAGCUGCCCGACAUCCAAGGCCUCCACACGGCAUUUGGGCACCUCCUCGCGCAAAUGCCACCGCUCGUCGCGAUGCCUGCGCUGCUCAAAGACUCGUUGGCGCGUCUUGGCAACGACAUUGAAGCCGCGCACCUUCCAUCUGACGACUCGGCGGAGCUGCAAGACAAGCUCACGAGCCUCCUCCAGAUGCUCCAUACGCUCGAGCAACACAACACGGACAUGACGGCGCAGAACGCGCUGGCGAAAAACACGUACGAAUGCAUUGCGUCGACGACAACGUACCGUCGUUGUUAG